Messenger RNA from Paramecium sonneborni, 1026 nucleotides. NCBI's taxonomy places the organism in Eukaryota, Ciliophora, Oligohymenophorea, Peniculida, Parameciidae. The record is from the annotation of a GenBank genome assembly.
AUGAAGGAAAUUCUAUUGGAUUAUUUUUAUUAUUACAUAAAGUGGACUUGGAAAAUCUUACUAAAACUUUUUAUGAAUAGUAUAUUAUAAAGUUAUAUGACAUAAUCCUUUAGAAAGUUUGUAAUUCAAUUAAAAUUUACAGAUUAAUCACUUUAUUUGAUUCCUCAUGCAUCAAAAUUAAGUAGUCUUUAAAAAUUAUAUUUAUUAUUGACUUAUUAAAAAUAAGGAUAUUGUUCUCCUUAUGAAUUAAUAAGAUAAUUAAGAGAACCUUUUUGCAAUACAAAUGAUUAAUUAGAUGUAAGUGAAUUUCUACAUUAUUUUCUUGAAGAUCUAUUGGAUUUAUUGCCAAAAAAUUUAUAAAUACCAUUAGAAAGGAUAUUCUUUGAUAUCAUAGAUCAUGUAUAGAAUGUUUUAAUUGUCCUAAGAGAUAACCAACAUAUCGUCCUCAAGAAAAGUUUUUAGGAAUAGAUUUAUAUUUUAAUGAUGAGGAAGAUAAUUAAGAUCUUUAUGAUAUGAUUAGAAAAGCAUAUGAAAAAGAAUAAAUAGAAUUUACUUGUGAUAGAUGCAUAUAAAAAACUGAUAAAGUUAAUAAAUCUUAAUAAUUGAUCUAAUUACCAUCCGUCUUAUUUAUGAUUGUGCAUCGGUACAUAUAAUAUCAUAUUUAAGUUUUACUUUCAACAUUAUCAAUCAAAAAAAUGUUAACAAAAGUACCAUUUAGAGUUUCGAAUUGAAUUUAGAGAUAUCUUUAAUAAAUAAAAAUUAAAUAGUAGAGAUUGUGUCAAUGAAUUUAUGCAUUUAUUAUCCAUAUGGUAUGAAUUAUUUAAGUUGUAUGCUAGAUAACUUCAUAAACUAGGUGUUUGGGUAACUUUUGAUGAUACAAUGAUUUCAAAUUUAGAAUAUGAUAGUGAUCAACUUCUUAAAGAACUUAUAUAUUUAAUAUAUAAUAUAUAUAUGAUAUAUGAAGAGACACCAAAUUUAUUGUUUUAUCAAAAUUAAUCAAGUUAACCUUUAAUUUUAAAUAAUUGA